Protobothrops mucrosquamatus (brown spotted pit viper) is the source of this 3686-nucleotide messenger RNA. RefSeq names its product sprouty-related, EVH1 domain-containing protein 1. Gene Ontology annotation, cellular component: membrane. Gene Ontology annotation, biological process: multicellular organism development; negative regulation of MAPK cascade. The transcript is spliced from 9 exons. The record is from RefSeq and is a predicted model, not a curated record. Gene Ontology annotation, molecular function: protein kinase binding. The coding region runs from base 1 to 1971 and encodes 656 amino acids. NCBI's taxonomy places the organism in Eukaryota, Metazoa, Chordata, Lepidosauria, Squamata, Viperidae.
AUGGCGGGGAAAGCUCCCCCAUUGGUGGCAGGCUGGCCCUCUUCGCAUACAGAUGGCCACCACCAGGGACCUUUGGGUCCUAAACACCAUCAAAUUCGGCCUCUCACUGGAAUUCACCUCCAAGCCCCCGAACCAUUUCGUCCCUUGCCCAUCACCCAAGUAUCCGAUCAAGAGGGCCUCAUCAAGGAAGCCCUCCAGCAUCUCCUGGACAUUCAUACUAUAGAGCCGAGUGUUCACAAAGGUACUGGCGGCACUGGCUGCACAUUUACGAACCAUCCCCGUGCGUAUCCAGUGCUACCUGAACGACAUCCUCCUACAAUCAUUAGCACAGGCGGCACAGUCAGAACUGCAUUGACUCUAAGAACCCUUCAAGACCACGGGUUCUCAGUAAAUUUCCAGAAGAGUCAGACAGUUCUGUCAACUCGCCUUCUUCAUCUGGAAGCCGUGAUAGACACACUGAAGCGCGAGGUCUACUUAUCUCGAGAGCGUCGAACCAGCAUUCGAGGCCUGGUCAGUCAGAUUCGAAAGAAAUGGGCCACCACACUGGCCAUACUCUCCCACCUGAUGGGAAAGAUGAUCUCAUGCAUAGCAAUCGUGCCCUGGGAACGACUACAUUCCAGAAGCCUGCAUUGGUUCCUGCUCCCGUUUCAGAAAAGAGGAACCAGCUCCUCCAACCACAAGGAAGCUGGCAAUCUUAAAUAUGUUCUUCUGAUGAAUUUGCAACUUCCUGGUGGCUUUUCCACUGACUUUAGUUACGGUAAUAGUUAUGCCCGUGUGCGAGCUGUGGUGAUGACCCGUGAUGACUCAAGUGGUGGAUGGUUACCACUUGCAGGGGGUGGACUAAGCUGCGUCACCAUUUUCAAAGUCAUUCACCAAGAAGAAAGUGGCUGUGCUGAUUUUCUUAUACACGGGGAACGUCUCAGGGAUAAAACGGUGGUUUUGGAGUGUACAUUAAAGAAGCAGCUUAUUUACAAUAAAGUUACGCCAACUUUUCACCACUGGAAGAUUGAUGAAAAAAAAUUUGGCCUCACAUUUCAAAGUCCCGCUGAUGCAAGAGCAUUUGAUAGAGGAAUUCGUAGGGCUGUUGAAGAUAUAUCUCAAGGUUGCCUGAGUUCACAUGAUGAAAUCGAAGUGCCUGCAGAUGGCUUUCCGGCAAUUCCAGAAAAUACAUCAAGUUUGCUAAUGAAAGAUCCGAUUUUCCAACAUGAAUCUCUAGCAAGCAAUGAUCCUCACAAAAACCUAUGUAUAAGACCCUCGGUCUUUGAAGAUUUGAACACCAGAAGAUUGUACUUCCACAACCAGCCAAACCAGAUACCCCAGAAACCAGUCAGGAGCGUCACUUUUCAGGAUGAAGAAGAAAUUGUUCGGAUAAACCCUCGUGAUAUUCUAAUACGUCGCUAUGCAGACUAUAGGCAUCCUGAUAUGUGGAAAAAUGACUUGGAUAGGGAUGAAAUAGAUUCCUCGCUGCACUGCCCUAAAGCAGACCAUAAAAAAUCGGACUAUCUCUACCCAUCUGGAGAUGAACCUAAACUGAACUCCCUAAAAGAUUGUAAGAGUUCUGUGGUACUCAAAACACAGCCUUCUUCUAUCAAAUUAAAAAAAUCCAAAAAAAGGAAAGAGGAUGGUGAGCGCUCUCGCUGCAUAUACUGUCAAGAGAGGUUUAACCAUGAGGAGAACAGCCGGGGCAAAUGCCAAGAUGCUCCAGACCCGAUUAGAAGAUGCAUAUACCAAGUUAGCUGCAUGCUUUGUGCCGAGAGCAUGCUCUACCACUGCAUGUCAGACUCCGAGGGGGAUUUCUCUGACCCUUGCUCCUGCGACACGAGUGACGACAAGUUCUGCUUACGCUGGCUCGCCCUCGUCACUUUGUCGUUCAUUGCGCCAUGUAUGUGCUGCUACCUCCCGCUGAGAGCGUGCCACCACUGUGGCGAAAUCUGUGGAUGCUGUGGAGGAAAACAUAAAGCUGCAGGAUGAAGCAGUCUACUGCAAAAAUGGGCUGACAAGUCUUUAUUGCUGGGAAGUAUCUAAUUCAUGGAAGCUCUUGGCAUGCAGAAAGGAAAACCCACCCUGUAGGAAAGGCCUCCUGUGGAAGACGUGUCAAGAACUGUUGCAUUUGACCAAUGCAAGCCAUGCCUAAUCUACUUUUUAAGCGCAUAGGACAAGUGGUGAAGGAGUUCAUGCAAUCUGAAAGCCUUUUCUUCCAAUUGGUCUUUGAAAGAAGUAUAAACUGCAGUCCAUACUUCAGCACUCUGUACAUUUUGUGCUAUAGGUGAUGGGUUGGGGGGGGGGGUUGCUCUUUUGAAAUAAUGCAUUUGGCAGAAAACUUAACUAAACCUGCACUAGGGAAAGCUGAUUGAAAACUAAAGGAAGUUAAUGUCUUGGCAGAUAUGAAAAAAUUAAAUUGAUUUUCAGUGCAACUAAAUUACUUAUAAAUAGUUUUGGGAAACAGUUUUAUGUACAAAUAACAAAUGUUUAUAUUUAACAAAAUAUACGGUACAAAUUGUUAAAUCUUUCUUCCCCUUUCCAGCUCAGCAGUUAUGGACCAUGUUUUCCAGGCACAUUCCGUGAUAGUAUUUCUCAGUUUUAAAUACUUAAUAUUUUUAUUCAAAUAGAGAAAUCAAUAUUUUCAGUCUUAUUUCCCUUCAACUACAUUUUUGUAUUAAUUUUCCUCUGUACAUUCUGGUAAUCUGAAAGCCUUUAAAUAUUAAUUAUUGUAGUCUUGAAUGACCAAUGUUUUGUUAAGCACAGAUAUAAUUGUCUAAUGCUCUUAUGAGAACAUAACAUUUAUUUUUAUAUAUAAAUAACUCUAAUUUCAAUGUAAUGGCAAGAUUUUACCCCUCCCUUUCUCACAGCCAGCAGAUUUUCUUUUAGGAUUUCCUCCUAAAAUUGUUGAUGACAGAUGUUUGGGAAGAAAAAACUACCACUUUGAAAUUGUUUAAAAUAUAUACUUAUGACUCUGUUUCAACUUGGUGCCAGUUAUUUCUUUAUAUGUUUCCAUUAUUUUAUUUUUAUUUGACCUACCACAAGUUAAACUUAUGCUAUAUGACAAACUGUAGUCCAGGUAGGGAAAAAAAGUUAAUUUCUUGUUGAAUGAAAAUGGAUUUUAUUUUGUCUUUGAGUCGUAGCAUAUUAAUGAAUAUAUUUAACUUAACAUUUGGCUGUGUGUUCUAAAUGCCAUUUCUGGUAAUUCCUAAAUGUUAUCUUAUCAUAUGGCAUAAUAACCUAAUUAAGCAUAGAGGAUUUUUAUUAAUAAAAGUUUAAAGCAGUGGAGCAGUCAUUCAUUCAAGAAGGUUAAAGGGUGUGGAGAAUGGAGUAAAAUAUGUCUUUAAUACGUUUUUGGAUUAAAAUUAAAAUUUCACAAUUUUUAACAUCUGUCUUUUUUUAGAAAAAUAUACAUGUUGACUUUGUUUUCUUAGGAUCACGUUCCAUCAUACAGUUCCACUUCCACUGUACAAUCUACGUUUCCCAGAGCCCAGACAUCAAAACUGAACAAUUGUACAUAACAUUGUGUGUGAAAUACCUUUUUAAAGGGGCAUUUAUAUUUUAUACAACAGCUUUGAACUGACAACAUUGUGUACAUAGAUCAUCUUGAAGUAUUAUUUCAUAUUGAAAAGAAGAGAAAUAUAUUGAUAAGUAUAGAAGUUAAGAGCUUCUUUCUAGUUUUGUACUUUUAUCUAGAAUAAAUAAUU